Molecule: messenger RNA, 807 nt
Organism: Tachysurus vachellii
Lineage: Eukaryota; Metazoa; Chordata; Actinopteri; Siluriformes; Bagridae
Product: Ig heavy chain Mem5-like
Exons: 5
Biological process (GO): phagocytosis, recognition; positive regulation of B cell activation; B cell receptor signaling pathway
Cellular component (GO): immunoglobulin complex, circulating; external side of plasma membrane; blood microparticle
Molecular function (GO): antigen binding; immunoglobulin receptor binding
Source: RefSeq, a predicted model, not a curated record
AUGUUGUCUACAUCUCUACUGCUCCUGCUGGCAGCUGCUUCUUAUGUGCAUGGUGAGGAACUGACUCAGCCUGCUUCCAUGACAGUCCAGCCAGGCCAGAGUCUCUCCAUCCAGUGCAAGGUUUCAUAUUCAGUUACGAGCUAUUAUACAGCUUGGAUUCGACAACCUGCAGGAAAAGCUCUGGAGUGGAUUGGAUACAUCUAUUCUGGUGGGAGUACAGCUUACAGUGAGAAACUGAAAAAUAGGUUCAGCAUCUCCAGAGACACUUCUACUAACACAAUAACAAUUGGAGGACAGAACAUGCAGACUGAAGACACAGCUGUGUAUUACUGCCUGACUGGUUUGAGUGCCCAGGAUUCUGCUGUUUAUUACUGUGCUAGAAACCACAGUGCUACAUAUAGAGAAAUAUCAGCCACGGUCACUGUGGGCUCUGGAGAGUUUAGCACAGCUUUUAGUUAUACGAUGUUCCUUCCAGUUCUGCUGCUGCUGGUAGCUUCAUCCUAUGUGGAAUGUGCAGUAGAGCUCACUCAGGACACCUCAGUGAUGUCAAAGCCUGGAGAUUCUUUAAUCCUCAGCUGUAAAGUAUCCGGUUACUCAGUUACUGAUAACAGCUACGCCACAGCUUGGAUUCGACAACCUGCAGGGAAAACUCUUGAAUGGAUAAACUACAUUUGGGGGGGUGGAAGCACGUAUCAUAAAGAGUCUCUAAAAAGCAAGUUCAGUAUUUCUAAAGAUGCCUCCAGCAGCACGGUGACACUGAGAGGACAGAACAUGCAGACUGAAGACACAGCUGUGUAUUACUGCGCU